Molecule: messenger RNA, 2262 nt
Organism: Penicillium angulare
Lineage: Eukaryota; Fungi; Ascomycota; Eurotiomycetes; Eurotiales; Aspergillaceae
Product: RNA polymerase II mediator complex middle subunit MED1
Exons: 2
Coding region: 1-2262 (753 amino acids)
Biological process (GO): regulation of transcription by RNA polymerase II
Cellular component (GO): mediator complex
Molecular function (GO): transcription coregulator activity
Source: RefSeq, a predicted model, not a curated record
AUGGCGACACCAUCGGCGAAACCUGGCGCGACGCCAACGCAUCUCACCACCUCUCCUCACCCCUCCUCUGCGCCUCUCUCCCGAUCAAUCGCUCAUAAAUCCCCUUCUGCAAGAACCCCGUCAGUCUCAGGACCUGGGCAUGGACAUCAGAUCAGUGCAUCUUCGUCCCACCAGUACGCGACACCCCUUGCUGUAUCGAAUGCUGUCGACGAUCCCGUCAAUUUCAGCUCUCCGUCUGCACUCUUUGCGCUCGGCGGUUACACAGGAAUUAGUCCGUCACCAGCAGUCCACGAUGCACUUGUAGGCUCUGGCAUGAAUGAGCAUGAUAUUCAAAAUCUAGGCAUGUCGGGACUUAAGCUUGGAGUGGGUCGUCACGGCGAUGAGGAACAAAAACUCCGAAUCAAAGAGGUUGUGCAGAGUCUCCUUACACACGUCGCGGGUCGGGGAGUCUCUAGAGAAGCACUUGAGCGAUUAAGCCGACUGGAGGGGUUUGAGUCUAUCUGGCAGGAUAAUGACAUCAAUAUUGCGGGCAAUUUCGUUGAUCUUGAAAUCGAGUUUCAUGCUGGUCAUGACGUUGUGAAAGAUGUCAGUCUGCGAUAUGCUACACCCGAGUACACCGAAGGAGAACGACGAGAGGAGGCAACUGCGGUCUUGAAGCGCAACCUUGCACAGUCGCCCCAGGACAGCGAGUCUGGAAAAUGGAAACCCCUUAAAGGCUUCCACGAGAACUUGCAAUGGCUCGCCAAAUUAGAUAAGCUUAGCCAAGAAGUGAAUUGCUUCGAGGCACUGGAGGGGCUCGAGGAGAACCUCAAGCGAAUCUGGGUGGAAGAAGGAAAGAUUGGGAAAUACGGUGGUGAUUAUGAACAUCUUUGUUCUGGAAUCAUUGGCCGCCCAAGCAUGCACAAAGGAUCCCGAAUUGGCCUGGGCUUGGAAUUCUGGGUGGACCAGGCUAAGGUCUUGGAUCUCAAGCAAGGCAAAAAGUCGCCAGAUGCCAUGGCGAUUGACGGAGAAGCAAUCGAGCUUGAGGACCAAGAGCGAAUAUGGAGCGCAAUGAUUGAGUGUGAAGAGGGAUACCCGUCUCUUCGUAUCUCCAAAGAGUGGGUAGGGAACGAGGCAUUCAAUGCUAUCGAAAAGACCGAUCCAUCAUCAUCAUUCGAGCCUGCGGGUUCUGUCAGCUGGCUUGAUCCUCCGCAAACCAUGCGUCUGUCGCAUGGAAACCACCCUGAUCCGAUGGCUUUAGACUCGAGCAUGUUAGAGUCAUCACCACCCAAUCGCCGUUUUGUUGCAAAGUUAGAGCCUCCACUCGAUAUUCCAACCCUUGCAGCGUCUGAUAUUUAUCGCCAUCUCGGAAUGUCAUUACCGCAAGAGUUUAAAAUGUUUACAUACGAUGGUUUGCUUGUUUCCGACCCUGCAACGGCUGAAGUAUCGCCCCAAUCUAGUCGAAGGAAGCGACGGAUGUCUGUGCAUGCCGUUGAUCCAAGUGGGACAUCCUACAGCGAGCAUCAUAACUAUACCUUCCAAGCCUUUGAGUCGUUCGCCGGCCGCACGAUUCGAGAUUUACCAUUCUCACAUCCCCGGCAAUUGGCCGAUAUCUUUCCGAGACUCCGACAAUACGCUUUGCUUGCAAGCUUAAUUCGAAAAGUCUUCCAAGGCUCUGCCCAACAAAACGAGGGCAAUACGAUGUCUCCGUCGAGGACAACGACAACGACAACGACAACACCAUCCUCCACAUUUGACCAACUGUCGAGUCUCUUCAACAGCCAAGGGGUGAUUACCCUCAGUAACGAUGAUCCUAAUGAAUCCAAGCUCAACAUGCUGCUCGGUAAUGGCUUUUCGACUUCUGACGCUGCCAGCGAUGUAUUCAGUGACAUCAAGGAUAACAAGCAAUCAUUCAUGGAGGAGGUUAAGGUAGAUGUGACAUUAAGGACUCUACUAGGACAAGCACCAUCACUCAUGCUACUGAUUACGGAUCCUGGGAAAAGUGCCGGCAGCGUUGAGAAGUAUAUGCGCGAACCAGUACAAGUCUCACUCUGUUUCGAGAUUGGCCUCAACGGUCGCAUUUCAGUAUUGAACAGUUCGGGUCUUUUGAAAGAGACGAAUCAUGAUAACACAGAUACCGAGAUGCAAGGAACAGACAGCGACAAACCAAACUUGCAGGACAUCCACAAAAAGAUCGCCAGGGUCAUCGAGACUUCGCAUGACUUAGGGACCCUGGUCGAGUGGGUGCUGCGCUCGGUGCCUGAUCGCUUGGCUACUACCUAG